CAGGGGGAGCUGCUGGGUCAGCAGUCACUCUGGAGUGGCGCAAAGACUGCUGGGAAAUCUCCAGCGAGAAGACGUCAUGAGCUCAAAACCAUGCUCAAAACAAGCUAGCGCCACAGAGGUAACCCACUUUUAGUAGCAAGCACUUUUACCUCACGCGUGUGUUCGAGUAGCUCAUGUCAGACUUAUUUUGUAGCCCGUUUAAAAAGCGCGUUGUGACGCACUUCUAAACAUACGUAAUGUGACAUGUUUAAGAAAACAAACAGGUCGUGUUAAACCUACUCUGUGUUGCUUUGUUUUUCAUCAACAGAGGCUAGAUUCUCGGAUACAAUAGAGGAAAAGUUUAAGUUGUAAACCUACAUUUUCGCCUUCUUGCGUCAGCCGCCCCAUCAUGGAGGAUAUCAGCGCAGUGAUGUCCUGGUUUUCCAGCCCUGUCUACAGCCGGUACUGGAAGCACUAUCAGCAGGCCAUGGCCUGGCACCAAAGGCACAGGCGCGCUUACCAAAAGGCCUUAGAGGCUUAUUACGGGAGUCCCAGCAGCCCCCGGCGCUAUGCCGACUGGCAGGCCAGGGAAAGCGGGGAGGAAGGAGACGAGGAAAGCAGCUCGGAUAGCGAGAUCGAGUGCGACGUCAGCAACAUGGAGAUCAGCGAGGAGCUCCGCCAGUACUUUGCUCAGACAGAGAGACACAGAGAGGAGCUGAAGAGACAGCAGCAGAUGGAGGCAGAGCAGCAGGAUAACUACGUACCGGCCGACCAGGACCCGCACAGGGUCUCCUGGAGAAGCAGCAUCGCCCCGCCCUCCGAGCGCCCCGGAGAGAGACGCGUUGCUGAGAUGAAGAAGCUCUAUGGCAAGGAUGCUGCCAAGAUCCUGGCCAUGGAGGCGGCCAUGCAGCUGACUUUUGACAGAAACUGUGACCUGAAGCAGCCCAAAUACUGGCCGGUCAUCCCUCUGAAAUUAUAACAGCAGGCGCAGCCACGGAGCCUGUCGAGGAGAACCCUGCUCUGGCCGUGGUUUCACAUAUAGUUUUUGACCAUUUUCUUUUUAGAAUCUGCUUUAAAGGGUUCUUUUGAGCUGACGGUCAGAUGGACAGUAGCCCUGCCCCCGCAGACGAUGGCAAUGUAUUCAAGCAACACCGGCCUGCUUGUUUCCUCCUAGUCCCCUCAAGGCUUGUUGAGGCUUCACGCAGUUGCAGCUCUCCAGAUGCCUGUCAUCUUAGUUCAACCACUAAAACAGAAGCCGUCCUCGAUGGCUGCUCCUCAUGUUCCAAUCAUCCAAACACAUUGACUUUGAUAUUUUCAAGCUACAGCUCCCUGAUAGUUACAUCUCCUUCAGUUCAGAGGAAUUCGUGCUUUUCUGGGGGAUGUUGCCUUUUCAUUUAUCUUGUUUUUUUUCUGUUUUUUAAACCUCAUUUAAUAAAGUUCUGUUUUUAAUAUUUAAAAGAAAGAUCUGAAUAAAACUUGUUUGUCAGUGGUAAUUAUUUGUGGAUCUGUGAGAGAAGCUGAUAAAACUGAUACAAAAUAAAUAGGCUGGUGUGUGUAUCCUUUCUCGGUUCUUGCAGGGGGUCUAAAAUAUUUGGAGUGUUUAUUAAAAUACAUCUCUGACAUUUUGUCUGGAGUUCUAGAGCAAUGUAGCAAGUGAUCUCUCUUCUUUGUAAUUCUUGACUCUUAAUGCAGCCCUCUUCAGUUAUUUGUGGAUCCAUCUGCCUUCAGCCUGUCCUCUAAUUUGUAAAGCCUGGUCAAAUCAACCCUGCA
Menidia menidia (Atlantic silverside) is the source of this 1749-nucleotide messenger RNA. Lineage: Eukaryota; Metazoa; Chordata; Actinopteri; Atheriniformes; Atherinopsidae. The record is from the annotation of a GenBank genome assembly.